GUCGUAAGCUGAACAGAGAAGAUACACAAAUCUACUUAUUUUCUGGCUUGGAAAAUCCUUACUACCCAUGUGAGAGAAGUCGCUGAUUCUGGUAACAUGGGGGAACUGGUGGGCGAGAAUUUCCUCUGCGAUGUGUUGGAGAAGCUAUUUGAAAGGUUAGGUUCUGUGGAGUUUGCGAAAUUUUUUCGAGGAAAGAAAUCUAUUGGUGAACAACAUAGGAAAUUGAGUGAGCAGUUAAUGAGUGCAAGUCUAGUUCUGAAUGAUGCUGAAGAGAGGCAAAUCAGCGAGCCGAAUGUGAAAGAAUGGCUGGAUGAGCUCACACAUGUCGUCUUGAGAGCAGAUGACUUGGUGGAGGACAUCAACGACGAAGCCCUUCUGAAGCUUGACUGAAUUUGGCAGAACUGUACAAGGUGAGCUAGCACGGAUCUCGUACGAAUUGGAUGAUGUUUUAGAUAAAAGGAUUGUCCUUGGUUUGAAAACUAGUUCGAUGGUUAAGGCUCGAAAGGCGGUAUGUUUGAGAAGAUUAAUGCAUGAAGUAGAGGAGAGUCAUGUUUAUGGAAGGAAUGCUGAGAAAGAGGAGAUCUUGAAGUUGCUGCUUUCGAGUGAUGUUUGGGGAAAUGGAAUUGGCGUGCUUCCCAUUGUCAGUGUGGGGGGCAUUGGUAAGACUACCCUUGCUGAACUUGUUUGCGGUGAUGUGAGAUUGAAGGGACAUGAUUUUCAGCUCAAAGCAUGGGUUACUGUUUCGGCUGAGUUUGAUGUUUCUAGAAUACUAAAGGCUAUUUUGCAGCGGGUCAAUUCCAGAGCGCCACGCUACAUUGAGGAACUUCAACUUCGAUUGAGAAGGCAUUGAUAGGCAAGAAAUUUUUGUUGGUUCUCGACGACGUUUGGGAUGAGUUAUGAGAAGUGGCAUUUCCUAUGGAGCACCUUUACUUUUGCAGAUAAGGGAAGCAGGAUCAUUGUGACGACACGGAGUGAAAAUGUUGCAUCAAUAGUGAAGACCGGGGAAGUAACUUAUCAACUACGGCAGUUACCAGAGGCCGAUUGCUGGAAAAUAUUUUCAGAGCAUGCCUUCAGUGGAGACUUGGAUGCAGAUCCACGUUUGCAACAAGUUGGUAAGAAAAUUGUUAAGAAGUGUGGGGGGCUCCCAUUAGCCUUAAGAUCAAUGGGUGCUCUCUUACGCUUCGAAAGAGAUCCAAGUAAAUGGGAUAGCAUUCUAAGGAGCCAUGUGUGGGAAUUGCGUGAAACCCAGAGAAACAAUAUUCUGCCAUCGUUAUGGUUGAGCUAUCAUUAUCUACCUUCUUGUUUGAAGCAUUGUUUUGCUUAUUGCUCAGUAUUUCUGAAAGAUUUUGAAAUACAAAAAGAGGAAUUAAUCUUGCUGUGGAUGGCAGAAGGUUUUUUGCAAUCUGUUGAGGAAGAAAAGAGAAUGGAAGAUGUUGGAGAGGAGUACAUCAAAGAUCUAAUAUCAAGGUCAUUAGUUCAAAGAUCAAGAUAUGAUGAGUCGACAGUUAAGAUGCAUGAUCUUGUUCAUGAUUUAGCUCUCUUUGUAUCAGGUAAAUUUUGUUUGAGGUAUGGUGAUAAUACACACAUAAAGCAGCUUACAAGUAAGACACGUCAUUUAUCACAGCAUAUAUAACUCAUGGACAAGUAUAUCUGAAGCCAAAUAUUUACGCACCUUUAUAGGAGGAUCACAUAAAAAUUGAGCUAAUCAGUUAGUUGAAAAAGUGACAGAAAAUGGAAAGUGUUUAAGAAUGAUCUCUCAAUUGACAAAAAUUUGGUUGUGGACUGCCUGAUUCGUUCAGUAAUUUGAAGCAUCUUAGAUAUUUGAACUUAUCUGGCAACAUGUUUUACGAGGUGCCUAGCUCAAUUUGUGGUCUCUACAAUUUGCAGACAUUGUUGUUGUCUAAUUGUGGAAGACUUACUAAGCUGCCUACCAAUAUGGGAAGACUAAUCAAUUUGCGUCAUCUUGACACUACUUCGUCACCUCUAAGCGAUGCCACCUCAAAUGUGUAAUUUGAAACAGUUGCAAAAGUUAACUGAUUUUGUUUUGAGUGUGCAUACCGGUCCUAGCAUUAAAGAGUUGGGAGAUCUUCGAUAUUUGGGUGGAGAACUUCGAAUUUCAUGGCUUGAAAAUGUUGAUAGUGUUGAGGACGUUCUGAAAGCAAAUUUAAGGGAGAAGGCGAAUCUCAAUGAGCUAAGUUUAACAUGGAGACGUGAUAGUACUGGGAGUAGAAGAGGAAGAGAGGUACUUGACGCGCUGCAACCUCACACAAACUUGAAGAAGCUCUCUAUUUACAGAUAUGCUGGUUCGUUUUUCCCUAAAUGGGUUGGAGAUGCUUCAUUUUCAAAUAUAGUGUUGUUGAAUCUCAUUGGUUGCAAGUAUUGCUUGUUGUUGCCGCCAGUCGGGCAGUUACCUUCUCUUCGAGAGCUUUGUGUUCAAGACUUUGAUGGGUUGGAGACAGUAGGUGCUGAGUUUUGUGGUAGUAAUUCUUCUGUUAUUCCAUUUCAAUCUUUGGAAAUUUUGUCGUUUCAUGAAAUGUCGAAAUGGAGUGAGUGGUUAUUUAUUGGAGGUGACAAAGAAGUUGCAUAUUUCCCCCGUCUCAAACAGCUUUGCUUGUUUUGUUGUUCGAAUUUAACUGGGAGCUUACCUGAUUGUGAUUCAAUUGAAACUCUACGACUUAAUUGGUGCGCCAAAUUAGAGUUCCCGGGUAGCUGCCGCUAUGCAAACCUUAGAACGUUGGAAAUUACUGCAUGUGAUACUCUAACGUCGUUACCAUUAGACUACUUCCCAAUGCUUAAGGAGCUUGUGCUGCGUUAUUGUCAGAAGCUGGAGUCGCUUACCUUUUCAGAAGGAAGUGGCACUGUGCUCCACUAUCUCAGUUUACUGAGAGUGUUUGCGAGAAUUUCAGGUCGCUGCCUGAACACAUGCACAGGCUUCUUCCAUCUCUUGCUUUUUUGGAAAUGUCUUGAGUGUCCAAAUGUUGAGUCAUUACCUGAAGCUGGAUUGCCCCGUGAUUUAGAUACUCUUGUGAUUUUCAAAUGCCGCAAACUCAUAGUGGAACGCAGGAAUUGGUAUCUCCAUGGACUAAACGCUUUGAGAUCGUUAUGCAUUGCUCAUUCUGAUGCGGUGUUGGAUUCAUUUCCAGAGGUGUUUCUUCCCAUGUCUUUAACUUCGUUGAAGCUCCUUAAUCUUUCAAACCUUAGAAGCCUAAACGGAAGCGCCUUUCAACACGUCUCGUCUCUUGUUACAUUGUCGGUGUCUCACUGCAAGAAGCUCCAGUUUUUGCCGGACGAAGUGCUUUGUACUUCUCUUUGCACUUUGAUCAUCAAAGAAUGCCCUUUUCUUGAACACAGGUACCGGAGAUGGGAAGGGGUCCCAAUAUAGAGAUUUCUGGCCAAACAACAUAAUGAAGAAGAUCUUCAACCUAUGGCGUUGCACGUUUUCUUUUCUUCUGAAAUUGCUGCCGAACGUCGUUCACUCUGGGAAUGAACAAACUGCGCUGUUGUUCAUCCGCAAUCAUUCCAUUAUGAUUACUUUAGCUAUGAUGUUGUCGUGCGUGAGCUAUGAAGGUCGACAAAUGAACAUAAUGCAGCUAAAAGCGUCUGUCCUUUUUAUCAAUUUAUUUAUUUAUUUUGAAACACAAAUAAUGAACAAGUUUGUGCUAUUUAGUAUUUAUGCAACUCUUUGCUAGAAAGUUGA
Morus notabilis is the source of this 3697-nucleotide messenger RNA. Its product is annotated as putative disease resistance protein At3g14460. The coding region runs from base 1991 to 3382 and encodes 463 amino acids. Lineage: Eukaryota; Viridiplantae; Streptophyta; Magnoliopsida; Rosales; Moraceae. The record is from RefSeq and is a predicted model, not a curated record. The transcript has 3 exons.